AUGGCGGGGAUGGCGGAGGCGCUGGCGAAGGAGCGGGCGGUGGCGGCGGGCGCGGGGCGGCACGACCGCGCUGUGCCCUACCUGGGGCAGCGCUUCGGGGCGCUGCGCCAGGAGUGCCUGCAGGAGGGGCGGCUCUUCCAGGACCCCUCCUUCCCCGCCGGCCCCACCGCCCUCGGCUACCGGGAGCUGGGGCCCCGCUCGCACAAGACGCAGGGCGUCGUCUGGCGCAGACCCACGGAGCUGUGUCCCAACCCCCAGUUCAUAGCCGGCGGAGCCACUCGCACGGAUAUCUGCCAAGGGGCCCUAGGGGACUGUUGGCUUUUGGCAGCCAUUGCUUCUCUCACCCUGAAUGAAGAAAUUCUGUCCCGUGUUGUUCCCAAAGACCAGAGUUUCCAGGAUAAAUAUGCAGGAAUUUUCCACUUCCAGUUCUGGCAAUAUGGGGAGUGGGUGGACGUGGUGGUGGACGACAGGCUGCCCACCAAGAAUGGGGAGCUGCUCUUCGUGCACUCGGCAGAGGGCAGCGAGUUCUGGAGCGCGCUGCUGGAGAAGGCCUAUGCCAAGCUGAAUGGCUCAUAUGAGUCCCUCUCUGGUGGCACCACCACUGAAGGCUUCGAGGACUUCACUGGUGGCAUUGCAGAAUGGUAUGAGCUGCAGAAGCCACCCCCCAACCUCUUCAAGAUCAUUCAGAAGGCACUCCAGAAAGGCUCUCUCCUUGGCUGCUCCAUUGAUAUCACCAGUGCUGCAGAAACAGAAGCAGUCACUUCCCAGAAGCUGGUGAAGGGACACGCGUACUCGGUCACCGGGGCAGAGGAGGUGAAUUUCCGAGGAACAGUGCAGAAGCUGAUCAGAAUCCGAAAUCCCUGGGGAGAAGUGGAGUGGACUGGGAAAUGGAAUGACAACUGCCCAAACUGGAGUGGUGUUGACCCGGAGGUGCGGGAACGACUGACCAGGAGACACGAAGAUGGGGAAUUUUGGAUGGCGUUCAACGACUUCCUGAGGCAUUACUCCCGCCUGGAGAUCUGCAACCUGACUCCAGACACCCUGGCAAGUGACAGGUACAAAAAGUGGAGCCUGCAAAAGCUGGAUGGCAACUGGAGGCGAGGAGCCACUGCAGGGGGCUGCAGGAACUACCCAAACACAUUCUGGACGAAUCCUCAGUAUUUAAUCAAGCUGGAGGAGGAAGAUGAGGACCCUGAUGAUCCUGAGGGGGGCUGCACUUUCCUCAUUGGGCUGAUCCAGAAGCACCGUCGGAAGCAGAGGAAGAUGGGGGAGGACAUGCACACCAUUGGCUUUGCGAUUUAUGAGGUGCCCCCAGAGUUUUCUGGCCAGACAAAUAUUCAUCUGAGCAAAAACUUCUUCCUGACCAACAAAGCCCGGGAAAAAUCCAACACCUUCAUCAACCUCCGGGAGGUGCUGAACCGGUUCAAGCUCCCUGCAGGAGAAUACAUCAUCGUGCCCUCCACCUUUGAACCCAACAAGAAUGGGGACUUCUGCCUCAGAGUCUUCUCUGAAAAAAAUGCCAACUCCACGGUGAUAGAUGAUGAAAUUGAAGGCAAUUUUGAUGAGACUGAGAUCAGUGAGGAUGACAUCGAACCCAGCUUUAAAAAGCUUUUUGGGCAGCUAGCAGGAAAUGAUGCAGAGAUCUCUGCCUUCGAACUGCGCAGCAUCCUGAAUAAAAUCCUGGCUAAACGCCAAGAUAUUAAAUCUGAUGGCUUUAGUAUUGAGACAUGCAAAAUAAUGGUUGACCUGUUAGAUAAUGAUGGGAGUGGCAAACUGGGACUGAAGGAGUUCCACACCCUCUGGACAAAGAUUCAGAAAUACCAGAAAAUUUACAGAGAAAUUGAUGUGGAUCGAUCGGGUACCAUGAACUCGUAUGAGAUGAGGAGGGCACUGGAAACAGCAGGGUUCAAACUGAACUGCCAGUUACAUCAGGUCAUCGUGGCUCGUUUUGCAGAUGAGGAUCUUGUCAUUGACUUUGAUAACUUUGUGCGCUGUUUGAUUCGGCUUGAAACCUUGUUCAAAAUGUUUAGAAAACUGGAUACAGAAAAAAGUGGGACAAUAGAAUUGAACCUUGUUAAUUGGCUGUGCUUUACUGUCAUUUGAGCCACUGGCAUCAGCCUGAGACCUCAACAAGAGCAUGAUCAGGUGAAGAUAAUCAAGCUACAUACAAGUAAUAUCCAAACAUGAAUGUGCCUUAACUUACACAAAGCAAGCAGAUUUUGCACGCAAUUGCAAGAAGAAAAGCAUUCUACUUCCACAGAAGAACAUGCAACCUCAUUUUUAUGGGUCUGACAGUCUGUGCCUACUCUCAUAUAGCCUCUGGAAAAAGGCUUUAGUUUAGUAUCAAUCCUCAGUGCAAGUUUUGAAAACACUGCUUUGCUAAUAUCUUUGUAUUUAAGGCAUUUUACAGGACUUCAGGAAGAAAAGCUCAUAGCUUGACAGUCUGGUUUUAAAAAGUGCUUUUUGAACAUCCUGCAUAUCUGAAAUUAGUAAAGAGAUAGUAUUGCAUAUCUAAACACCUGUACUCAGAAAUAGGGGUUCCAAGCCCCAGCACUAUCCUAGUGAAAUAUUCUUUAAAGAAUUUGAGUAGCAAGUACAUAUUUGGCCAAAGUGAGCAUUGAUGUGCCCAGAGCUGGAGGCUGCUGGUAACAAGAUUCUGCCAAGAGAAAGCUCAUGCUUUCAGGUGGAAUCUUGAGUUCCUGUAUCUUAUUUAUCUUCCUUUGAAAUACAAGAAAGCAUUUAAAUUAAAAAAAAAAAAAGUAGAAAUAAAGUUUGCCAGAAAAUAAGCACUUUUUAUUUCUUAGAGAUUGAGAUUAUAUACCCCACACCCAGCCUGUUGAAAGCAGAGGCUGUGACUGAGCCAAUUGCUGCUGCCUUUAGUUUCCCCACCUGAGGAAUUGUGUCCUCCUUACAAACUAUUUCUUCCUUAUGGGCACCUUUUCAGAAAGCAGUAGGACUUACCUAGUAGGAAAACAUGAGCCUGCAGGGUGAGGCACUUUCUAAAUACCCUUAAGGAAUUAUUUGCUACUCCGUUAAAUACUGUUCAGUAUCAAGUUAUUGCCAAAUGGAGAGAUAGAAAGGAUAGAAAAGGCUUUAUAGGAAAGGCUUUAUUUGGAAAAUACUUGUACCAAGUUGUUUUUUUUUCUUAAGUAUGUCCCUUAGCUUUUAAAGUUAACAAUGUGUCACUAACAGAUUCAGUUCAAUUUCAAAUGCAGAAAAACUACCUUGAAUGGAUGGGGGAGGAGGGGCUCAGUUUAAUACAGAAAGUAGCUGAAAGUUAGUGUAAUGUACAACAACAGUGUGUCUUACUGGUAACAUUUCUAAUAAAAAUCACUAUUAAAAUA
This is a messenger RNA of Vidua chalybeata, 3344 nucleotides long. Its product is annotated as calpain-2 catalytic subunit. Gene Ontology annotation, cellular component: cytoplasm. Gene Ontology annotation, molecular function: calcium-dependent cysteine-type endopeptidase activity; calcium ion binding. The transcript is spliced from 21 exons. Gene Ontology annotation, biological process: proteolysis. Bases 1 to 2103 code for a protein of 700 amino acids. The record is from RefSeq and is a predicted model, not a curated record. NCBI's taxonomy places the organism in Eukaryota, Metazoa, Chordata, Aves, Passeriformes, Viduidae.